Messenger RNA from Panicum hallii, 1141 nucleotides. Its product is annotated as stem 28 kDa glycoprotein-like. NCBI's taxonomy places the organism in Eukaryota, Viridiplantae, Streptophyta, Magnoliopsida, Poales, Poaceae. The transcript has 2 exons. The record is from RefSeq and is a predicted model, not a curated record. Gene Ontology annotation, molecular function: acid phosphatase activity. Bases 16 to 876 code for a protein of 286 amino acids.
CAAUAUUACCUAGCGAUGGCCAAGCUCGUCGCCCUCCUCGUGGCCCUCGUGGCCGCCGCCGGCAGCUCCUCCUGCGCCGCGUGGGAGCUCAGCAUCCGGAUGCCCACGGCGCGCGCGGUGGAGGAAGCCGCGGCGCGCCUGGACGAUGAGAUCAGGGACGCGGCGGCGCCGCUGAUCCACGCGCUGCGCCCGCUGGUGGGCUCCGCCGGGGAGCUCGGCCGGCGCGCCGGCGUGCCGUGCGACAGCUGGCGCCUGGCCGUGGAGGCGUACAACAAGCGCGACUGGAAGACGGUGCCGGCCAGCUGCGAGGGCUACGUCGGCCACUACAUGCUCGGCGGGCACUACCGCCGGGACUCCCGCGUCGUCGUCGACGAGGCCGUCGCCUACGCCAAGGGGCUCGAGCUCGCCGGCAACGGCAGGGAGGUGUGGGUGUUCGACAUCGACGAGACCUCGCUCUCCAACCUCCCCUACUACGCCGAGCACGGCUUCGGCACCGAGCCGUUCAACGCGACGAGCUUCAACGCGUACGUGAUGGAGGGCAGCGCGGUGGCGCUGCCGGAGACGCGGCGGCUGUUCGGGAAGCUCGUCUCCCUCGGCGUCAAGCCGGUGUUCCUGACGGGCCGGAGCGAGGACCAGCGGGCCAUCACGUCCGCGAACCUCCGCCGCCAGGGCUACUCCGGCUGGGAGAAGCUCCUGCUCAAGCCCAUCGGGUUCAAGGGCACCGCCAUUGGCUUCAAGUCCGGCGAGCGCAGGAAGCUCCAGGACGCCGGGUACGUCAUCGUCGGCAACAUCGGGGACCAGUGGAGCGACAUCCUCGGCGCGCCGGAGGGGGCGCGCACCUUCAAGCUGCCCGACCCCAUGUACUACAUCGGCUGAUCAAGCUAGGACGCGCUCGCUGCCACCUGUCGAUGAUCAUCGGACGGCUCUCCGUCAACCCCAGCGGUCUGUCCGACCGUCCGGUACUUCGGUUGUGUGCUGCGCUUGUUUGUGAUGAUGAAGUGCUUUGGUUUUUUUUAAUUAUCACGCCGCCCUUCAUCAGUGGUUAAUUGUUGCUUAGCUCCAUGUUACCGCUUAACCGCCGUUGCUUUUUCUGAGCUGAAGCUCCAAAUAAAACUCAUAGAUCCAUGAGCAUUGCUUGUCU